UUCAAUCCUUUUUCUUCCACAGUUCUGCAAAUUCCGGAAUUCCAUUUCCUGGAAGGAAAAGAAAAGUAAAGAAAAGAAAAGAAAAUCCCAAAUCCCAUGCCUCAAAUGAAAAAGAAAAUCCUCUCUUCGCACUCUGUUUCCGUGACAUAACGUAAAGACAGAGAGGGAAAUUCCCCAACUUUUAUCUUUCAGUGUCUAUGGGGCUAAAAUCACAUCAAUCGCUACCUUAAAAGCCAAGCAAGAAUAACAGAACACAGCCCAAUCUCGGAAAUUAAAGAUUAAAGAAAGCGACCACCACCACCACCACCACCACUACCACCAUCAAACCCCACGCUAAAGUCUUCUUCUUUAGCCCACCAACUUAUUUUAUUCCCACUCAUGUCUCACAUCUUCAGGGACAAAUCCCUUGGCAACUCUAAGAGACACACUCAACCACCGCUAGUAGUCAUGCCUAUUUACCCUAUUCAAGACCUUCACUCUCCUUUUUCUGAUGCCGCUACCUUCUUGUCUGAUUCCGAGCUUCGAGAAUCCGCCUAUGAGAUUCUAAUUGGGGCUUGCCGGAGUUCCGGAAGCAGGCCCUUGACUUAUAUCCCCCAGUCAGAGAGGAACGCUGAUAGGGCUUCGGCUCCUGCUCUGACGCCGUCGCCUUCUCUGCAGCGGUCGUUGACGUCAACGGCCGCCAGUAAAGUCAAGAAGGCGCUGGGGAUGAAGUCGGGUUCGACGAAGAGGAGAAGCGAUGGUGGUGAGUCAGUGAUUGAAGGGAAGGCCAAGAAAACGGUGACUGUUGGAGAGUUGGUUAGAGUUCAGAUGAGGGUAUCUGAGCAGACCGAUUCGAGGAUUAGGCGAGCGUUGUUGAGGAUUGCUGCUGGUCAGCUUGGAAGGCGCAUAGAGUCAAUGGUUCUGCCACUGGAGCUAUUGCAGCAGCUCAAGUCUUUGGAUUUUCCCAGUCGACAAGAAUAUGAAGCUUGGCAGAGGAGAAAUUUGAAGCUUCUAGAAGCUGGACUGCUUUUGCAUCCUCACUUGCCACUGGAUAAGACUGACAGAGCUCCUCGACGGCUCCAGCAGAUUAUUCGUGGGACAUUAGAAAAACCCAUUGAAACUGGAAAAAACAGUGAAUCUAUGCAAGAUCUCCGAAGUUUAGUUAUGUCUCUUGCUUGCAGAUCAUUUGACGGAUCAGUUACUGAAAAAUGCCACUGGGCAGAUGGGUUUCCCUUAAAUUUGAGACUCUACCAAAUACUCUUAGAAGCUUGUUUUGAUGUUAAUGAUGAAUCAAUUGUUAUUGAAGAAAUUGAUGAGGUUUUAGAACUCAUAAAGAAGACUUGGGUAGUCCUUGGAAUGAACCAGAUGUUGCAUAAUCUCUGUUUUUUGUGGGUUUUAUUUCACCACUAUGUUGCAACUGGCCAAGUUGAGGAUGACCUAUUGUUUGCUGCCAAUAAUCUGUUGAUGGAAGUUGAAAAAGAUGCAAAGACAAGUAAGGACUCGGAUUAUUCCAAGAUUUUGAGUUCCACAUUAAGUUCUAUAUUGGAUUGGGCAGAGAAAAGGCUUCUCUCUUACCAUGAUAGUUUUCAUAGUGAUAAUAUAGAAUCCAUGCAAAGCGUUGCUUCUGUGGCUGUUGUGGCAGCAAAAAUACUGGUAGAAGAUAUCUCCCAUGAGUAUCGUAGGAAAAGGAAAGAAGUUGAUAUAGCCCGUGAUAGGAUUGAAACUUACAUUAGAUCAUCACUGCGAGCAGCUUUUUGUCAGAAAUUGGAAAAGUUUAACUCAAGCAAGCAUUUGAGACACCAGCAGAAUCCCCUUCCUGUCCUGUCCAUCCUUGCACAAGACAUUUGUGAACUGGCUUUUAACGAGAAGGCAAUAUUUAGUCCAAUACUUAAGAGAUGGCAUCCUCUCGCAGCAGGUGUAGCAGUAGCCACCCUUCAUUCUUGCUAUGGGAAUGAACUCAAGCAAUUUGUUUCGGGUAUUAGUGAAUUGACACCUGAUGCAAUACAAGUGCUGAGUGCUGCUGACAAAUUGGAGAAAGAUCUUGUGCAGAUUGCAGUUGGAGAUUCUGUGGACAGUGAGGAUGGUGGAAAGUCAAUAAUUCAAGAGAUGCCUCCUUAUGAGGCUGAAGCUUUAAUCGCCAAUCUUGUUAAGUCAUGGAUAAGGACAAGAAUUGACAGGCUGAAGGAAUGGGUAGAUAGGAAUUUGCAACAAGAGGCAUGGAAUCCACAGGCAAACAAAGAGAGAUUUGCUCCUUCUGCCGUUGACGUUUUACGAAUUGUAGAUGAAACUUUGGAUGCAUUCUUCCUGUUGCCGAUACCUAUGCAUCCGACCUUGCUUCCUGACUUGAUCACUGGGCUUGACAGAUGUCUUCAAAAUUAUGUAUUGAAGACUAAAUCUGGCUGUGGGGCCCGAAGUACUUUCACACCUACUAUGCCUGCAUUGACUAGAUGUACAGCAGGAUCAAAAUUUCAUGUAUUUAAAAAGAAGGAGAAGUCUCGUGUAGCCCAGCGAAGGAAAUCUCAGGUUGGAUCUACUAAUGGGGAUGCCUCCAGUGGGGUACCCCAGCUAUGUGUACGUAUUAAUACUUUGCAGCAUGUUCGCAUGCAAUUGGAAGUUUUGGAAAAGAAGACAGUUGUUCAACUGAGGAAUUCUAAAUCAAGUUAUGUGGAUGAUUUUGCUAAUGGAUUGGGGAAAAAGUUUGAGCUUUCAGCAGCUGCAUGUGUUGAAGGGAUCCAACAACUCUGUGAGGCAACAGCAUAUAAGGUUGUCUUCCAUGACCUAAGUCAUGUUCUUUGGGAUGGACUAUAUGUUGGAGAAGUUUCAUCUUCGAGGAUUGAGCCUUUUCUUCAGGAACUUGAGCAGUAUUUGGAAAUUAUUUCAUCUACAGUGCAUGACAGGGUUAGAACACGCGUUAUCACUGAUGUGAUGAAAGCAUCCUUUGAAGGGUUUCUGCUGGUUUUGCUUGCUGGAGGUCCUUCUCGGGCUUUCACUCUGCAGGAUUCUGAAAUGAUUGAGGAUGAUUUUAAAUUUCUCACAGAUCUGUUCUGGUCUAAUGGUGAUGGAUUGCCAACUGAGUUAAUAGAUAAGUUUUCAACAACAGUUAAAGGUGUCCUCCCCCUAUUUCGUACUGACACUGAGAGUCUAGUUGAGCGAUUCAGAAGUCUUACUCUGGAGAGUUACGGCUCUUCUGGUAAAUCCAGGUUUCCAUUGCCUCCGACUUCAGGCCGGUGGAAUCCUACUGAAACAAAUACACUAUUGCGAGUUUUGUGUUAUCGGAGUGAUGAAACUGCUGCAAAGUUCCUGAAGAAGACUUACAACUUGCCUAAGAAACUAUAACCACCAUAGAUAUAUGAAGAAAUGCUGUGAAACGAUUGUUGUGGCUUUGGUAGUAUGUAUUUUAUCUUGGCAUCAUAGGCUCCAAUGACACGGUUUUGUUUGGGGGAGCAUUUAUUGGAGUGACUGUACCCAUAGAUUGGAUAAUUUACUAAUUAUUUGGUGCUAAGCAAGGAGUCCUCCAUUGAGAUGACACAAUGAGAGAUUUGAUGGACAUGGUGAGACUGGCUUGGCUUGGCUUUUUUUUUUUAAAUAAAAAAAUCUUAUACUCAUCCUCGUACAUCUUCCGCUGUGGAAACUGACUGCUGGGAACAAAGAUAAAUAUUUAAUAAUUAAUUGUGAUAAAUUUGAGAGCUGUGUGAUAAAUUUGAGAGAUGUUGUUUUCGAGUUUCUAGAUUGACAGAUUGAGUAGAAUUUGUAUCUUGUAGUUUUGUUUCAAAGGAUCAAAUUAAGUCUUCUAUUUAUAGCCUAAUCGUUCAUGGGAAUAUAAUCUGACGUUGUGAUGCUUCUUGAUA
Molecule: messenger RNA, 3827 nt
Organism: Hevea brasiliensis (rubber tree)
Lineage: Eukaryota; Viridiplantae; Streptophyta; Magnoliopsida; Malpighiales; Euphorbiaceae
Product: protein unc-13 homolog
Exons: 5
Coding region: 379-3315 (978 amino acids)
Source: RefSeq, a predicted model, not a curated record